Tetrahymena thermophila SB210 is the source of this 1107-nucleotide messenger RNA. RefSeq lists its product as hypothetical. The record is from RefSeq and is a predicted model, not a curated record. The transcript has 12 exons. Lineage: Eukaryota; Ciliophora; Oligohymenophorea; Hymenostomatida; Tetrahymenidae.
AUGGGACAAAAUUAGAUAGCACACUCUGAAGAUAUUUAAAAGAAAAUCCUCUAAUGGAAAUUUUAUAUCCUCUAUAAUUAAAUUUAUAAGAUGAAAUAUGACUUAAACUAAUCUUAUGGCAGUUUAGAAGAAGUACAGGGAUAUCAAGAUGUAAAAGAAAUAAAUAUUAACAUUAAAAAAGAUUAUAAUUUUGGUUUAGAAGGAGCUAUUGGUAUAUAACAAGGUCUAAGUCAUUUCAAAGAAAUUUAAUAGCUUAGUUUGGUGAUUGGAAAGAAUAAUAAGAUAAAUAACUCUGUUACUUAGAUAUUAGGUUAAACUAUAGGGGAUUGUUAAUUUCUAAUUAGACUUAAUUUAGUUAUUGAAUAAAAUAAUAUUUAAAAUGGAAUUAUUCACUUAUUAAACCCGAUUUAAAAUUGUUUAAACCUUCAAUCAUUUAAACUGCUCAUAGGAAAUUAAAAUUAAGUUAAAGAUGAAUUAUUUAUUACUUUGAGUUUGAUUUUAAGAAAUCUUACUUCAUUAAAUGACUUCGGUUUGAUAUUAGAAGAAGGUAAUUUAACAACUUAAAAUGGAUUAAUUCAUUUCUCAGAAGGCUUGAAAUCAUGUUUAAAUUUACUUAAAUUUGAAAUUAUAUUUGGCAAAGAUGAAUUAACUACGGAAGGCUUAUUAGCUUUAAAAGAAGGAAUAGGUGCAUUAUAAAAGCUUACUCAUUUUGCUAUUGAAACAGGACCUUGGAAUAGCAUAAAAAGCAAUGGUUGCUUGUAAAUAUCAAAUACUUUAUUAUAGUUCAAAUAGAUUUAAGAACUCAGAAUUUGUAUAGAUUUGGGCAAUUAAAUUUCAGAUGAAGGAGUUAAGUAUUUGUCAAUAGGAAUUCUUUCUUAAUAAUAGCUUAUUAAGUUAUCUAUUAUUUUUGGAAGAUUUAAUAAUAUAGGAUAUAAUAGUAUUUAACUAUUCUUUAAAAAUUUAAUUGAUUGUAAAAAUCUUUUAUAUUUAGAAUGCUUGCUAUAUUGUACUGGGAAUAGCAUUUUAAGUAAGUAAAAAAUUAAUUUCUAAGUACAAUUAAAUCAUAUAAAAUAAAUAGUUAGCAAAAAAAUUAGUUUAGUUUGGUGA